AUGCUUCCCUCGGUGGAGCUCCUCUGUACGCGUCCGGCCGGAAACUCGAUCCUCCGGUGCUCAUGGUUCCGCCCGGACUUCCGUGGCCCCUGGCUUCCACUCCGGCUUCCGGUUGAGAAGUCUGCAGAAAUGGCUAUGGGUACCGUGGGCUUGGGGCUAGUGGACUGUCACUGCCAUCUCUCCGCCCCGGACUUUAACAGCGAUCUGGAUGCUGUGUUGGAGAGAGCCAAGAAGGCUAAUGUUAUGGCCCUUGUAGCAGUUGCUGAACAUGCAGGAGAAUUUGAAAGGAUUAUGCAACUUUCAGAAAGGUAUACUGGAUUCAUCCUGCCAUGUCUGGGAGUUCACCCAGUUCAAGAACUUUCACCAGAAAAACCAAGAAGUGUGACAUUAAAGGAUCUGGAUGUAGCUUUGCCUAUUAUUGAGAAUUACAAGGAUCGGUUGUUGGCAAUUGGAGAGGUGGGACUAGACUUCUCCCCCAGGGUUGCAGGCACUGAUGAAGAGAAGGAAGAACAAAGACAGGUCCUGAUCAGACAGGUCCAAUUGGCCAAAAGACUAAAUGUGCCUUUAAAUGUGCACUCGCGUUCAGCAGGAAGACCCACCAUCAACCUCUUACGUGAACAAGGUGCUGAACAGGUCCUGCUGCAUGCAUUCGAUGGUCGGCCAUCGGUAGCCAUGGAAGGAGUAAGGGCGGGUUACUACUUCUCAAUCCCACCGUCCAUCGUGAGAAGUGGACAGAAGCAGAAGCUUGUGAAACAGCUGCCUUUAAGCUCUAUCUGCUUAGAGACAGAUUCACCUGCACUGGGACCAGAAAAACUGACACGGAAUGAGCCCUGCAACAUUUCCAUUUCAGCAGAAUUCAUUGCCCAAGUGAAAGGGAUCUCAGUGGAAGAAGUCCAAGAAGUGACAACACAGAAUGCAUUAAAACUGUUUCCCAGGCUUCGGUACCUGCUCCAGAAAUAGCUUCAAAACCACCCACUGCCCGGCCAAGUCAGCUCAGGGCCGCACUGGGGAAAGCAAGCGUUGGCUUUAAUGGUCUGACAUGAGGAAGCCGGUUUAUAUGGAGAGCAGUCAUAGUUUUACAGAAAUGUUUCUCUUUAAAACAAAUUCUGGGCUGGAGAGACGGCCCAGCCACUAAGAGCACUCAUUUGCUGCUCUUCCAGAGGACUCAUGCAGUUCCCAGCACCCACGGUGGGUGGGUUGCAACUGCCUGCGGCUCCCUCCAACUCCAGAAGAUGCAGCCCCUCUCUGGCCUCCUCUGGCACUAGCACACACGCGGCAUACCCUACACAGACACACGUAAACAUGAAUAUAAAUAAUAAUCAUUUCUUAAAACUUUAUAAAAAGAAAUUUGGCUUGGCUGCUGAAACCCUGGGUUCCAACUUUCAAUUAGCCAAGUCCUGGAGCAGACUGGGAAAACACCACAGACACGCUAGCUUCCAGAGUUAUUGCCCACUUGAGGGAGGAAAGCCUCAAGGGACCCCUCCCCCGCCGCCGCCCCAACCCUGCUUUCCCCCACUUAACCACAGGCUUAUGGAAGAUGCUCCAUGGAGUGGGAGAGCAGUGGAAGAGAUAUCUAGAUAGAGGGAGACGUCAUGGGGUAGGGAGAAACCUGGUGCUAGGGAAGCUCCCAGGAAUCCACAAGGAUGACCCCAGCUUAGAUCAUUAGCAAUGGUGGAGAGGGUGCCUGAGCCGGCUCACCCCAACUACUACCUACUGUCAUCAGAGAGCCUUCAUCCAGUAACUGAUGGAAGCAGAUCCAGAGAUCCACAGCCAAGCACUGGGCUGAGCUCUGGGAGUCCAGUCGAAGAGAGAAGAGGGGUUAUAUGAGCAAGGGGCAUCAAGAUCAUGAUGGGGAAAUCUACAGAGACAACUGAACCAAGCUUGUGGGAAUUCACCAACUCUAGACCGACAGCUGUGGAGCCUGCAUGGAACCGCACUAGGCCCUCUGCAUAUGAAAGAUAGUUGUGUAGCUUGGUCUGUUUGAAGGGCACCUGGCAGUGGGAUCAGAAUCUAUUCCUGGUGCAUGAGCAGACUUUUUGGAGCCCAUUACCUGUGGGGCUUAGUCCUGCCUCAACUGAAUGUACCAGGCUUUGCUGACUCCCCAGGGGAGGCCUUACCCUUUUGGAGGAAGGAAUGGGAGGUGGGUCAGGAGGGGGGAAGGCU
Molecule: messenger RNA, 2163 nt
Organism: Peromyscus californicus insignis
Lineage: Eukaryota; Metazoa; Chordata; Mammalia; Rodentia; Cricetidae
Gene: Tatdn3
Product: TatD DNase domain containing 3
Exons: 10
Coding region: 1-960 (319 amino acids)
Molecular function (GO): hydrolase activity, acting on ester bonds
Source: RefSeq, a predicted model, not a curated record